AUGGCGCUCAGCCCUCUCCACCCUGUGCAGGUCACUCCCCUGUUCUCGGCGCUGCCCGGGUUCCUGCGGCUGGAGGUGACGGGCAUCAGGGAGGGCAGCGUGGUGCUGCGCUACGAUGCGCUGUUCGCGGCGGAGCAGCUGCCGGGGCCGGGGCUGGACGAGCUCCUGGAGAACGCGCUGGGCUCUGCCCGUGCCCAGCCGGGGCUGGCCGUGGGCACGGCUCCCGUGCUGCGCCACGGGGCUCUGGCGCGGCCGCUGGACCCCUGUGCUCUGCUCUUCGCUUGCCCGGCCGGCUUCGCCUGCGUGCCCAGGACGGACGGGAACGUGACCUGCACCUCGCUCUGCCACCGCGACUACUGCAAGAACCACGGCAUCUGCUCCCACGCCCGGGACCACCAGCCCCGCUGCCAGUGCCCCGUAGGCAGCGAUUUCUGGUUCAUGGGGCUGCGCUGUGACUACCGGGUGACACAGCAGGGCCUGCUGGGCAUGGCAGCCGGGGUCCUGCUCAGCAUCCUCCUCCUGGGCGCCGUCCUCGCUGCCAUCGCCGUCCGCCGGUUCAAGGCGCUGCUGCUGGAGGCCAGGGCGGACCAGACCCGCAGCAGCUAUCGCCGUUUCUGCCGCCUGGACGAUGUCUCAGCCCAGUACUGGUCCCGCUCGGGGCUGCCCUCGGCCAGCUCUCUGGACAACCCAGCCUUCAGCAACUCGGAGGAGCUGCUGCACCUGCAGGUGCUGGACAGCGGCUGCUGCGGCUGCCGGGGGGACUCGGGCAGCACCGGCGCUGCCAAGCGGGGCCCGGUGCCCUGUGCCCACCCGCAGUGCCAGCCCAGGUAG
This is a messenger RNA of Sturnus vulgaris (Common starling), 831 nucleotides long. NCBI's taxonomy places the organism in Eukaryota, Metazoa, Chordata, Aves, Passeriformes, Sturnidae. The record is from RefSeq and is a predicted model, not a curated record.